AUGAGGCAACUCCAUCUCAAACAUCUCACCAACUCUACGGUACUCACCAUGGCCGGCAACAUCCUUCACAAGUGGUUCCCCACCACCAAACUUCCCCUGGUCAUCAGCGCCCCGAUGUUCACCGUGGCAAAUGGUGCACUCGCCGCCGCAGUAACUCAAGCCGGAGGCCUCGGCAUGGUCCCGGCAGGAAUGGACCCCAGCGCCAACUCGCCCCACCUCGCCGCCCUGGAUGAGCAGCUCUCCAUCGCCAGCCGCCUCCUGAACCAUCACCCCCCAGACACCGCCACACCCCUCCCGAUCGGCGUCGGCUUCCUCACGCUCCUGGCCACGCCGGACGCCUACCGCGCCAACGCGCUACCCAUCCUGCGCCGCCACCGCCCGGCGUUCGUGUGGCUGUUUGGCUCGGACCCCGCCGAGCCCGCGUACGGCGAGUUCGUGGCGCUGUUCCGCGACGCCGGCGCCGAGUGGGGCAUGCGCGUGUUUGCGCAGGUCGGGUCCGUCGCGGCCGCGCGGCAGGUCGUGCGCUGCGGCGUCGACGUCGUGGUCGCGCAGGGCUGCGACGCCGGCGGCCACCAGUGGGCCGAGGCGGCCAGCGUCAUGACGCUUGUCCCCGAGGUAGUGGAUGCGUUGCGCGGGCAGGCGGUUGCCGUCGUGGCGGGCGGGGGCAUCAUGGAUGGCAGGGGGGUUGCGGCGGCGCUGGCGCUGGGUGCGGAUGGCGUUACCAUGGGCACUAGGUUUGUUACCUGUGACGAAGCAGACUCCAACGCGUUCGUCCGGAAAGCCAUCCUGAAUGCCAGCGAUGGUGGUUCCACAACCGCAAGAUCCUCCAUGAACGACGCAAUCAUGGGCUAUCCGACAUGGUCAAAGUUGUACGCCGGCAGGGUGAUCAGGCACCCAGGUCUCCAAGACCUUGCGAAUGGUGUCCCGUUGCACGAGGUCCACGAGUCUUUCAAGAAGGCCGUGGCAGAAGGCGACGAGACAAGAAUGGUGACAUUUGCUGGUACCGGUGUCGGUCUAGUUCACAAGUCGCAGUCUGCUGGCGAGAUUGUCAAAGAGGUCCGGUCAGAGGCUCUGGCUGUUAUCGAUAAACUUCAAGGCAGCUCAUGA
Pyricularia pennisetigena is the source of this 1107-nucleotide messenger RNA. RefSeq lists its product as uncharacterized. The record is from RefSeq and is a predicted model, not a curated record. NCBI's taxonomy places the organism in Eukaryota, Fungi, Ascomycota, Sordariomycetes, Magnaporthales, Pyriculariaceae. The transcript is spliced from 5 exons. The coding region runs from base 1 to 1107 and encodes 368 amino acids. Gene Ontology annotation, molecular function: nitronate monooxygenase activity.